UCCGCCUCUCCAGCUGUUGUGCGCCCCCCCGCGCCCCCGACUGCUUAUUUCAGGGGAGCCGAAUUUCGCACAACAUCUGCCGCGAUGGAUCCGUUGGACGGGUUCGGUUCUCCCGGACGGGAAGAGGCUGCGGCAGACAGCCGAUCCGCAUGGACCCGCUUCUCCUCCUGGCUGGAGUGCGUGUGUGUGGUUACCUUCGAUCUGGAGCUCGGACAAGCCAUUGAGCUAGUUUAUCCACAGGAUGUGAAACUCACAGAGAAAGAGAAAACCAGCAUCUGUUACUUGUCCUUUCCUGACUCCUACUCAGGAUGCCUUGGGGAUACUCAGUUCACCUUCAGGUUACGCCAAUCAGUUGGGCGUCAAAGUUUCAGAGACGACAUCUACAACAGAGACGCCCCCGCCACGCUGCAGAGGGAAACGGCACAUUUUUUCGGCUACGUCUACUUCCGUCAGGUGAAGGAUGUGUCUGUGAAGAGAGGCUACUUUCAGAAGUCGCUGCUGUUGGUGUCCAGGUUGCCCUACACACACCUGUUUCAUUCGGUGCUGCAGAUCAUCGCACCAGAGUUCUUCGAGAAGCUGGAACCGUUCCUGGAAGCAGUUUGCAAUGAGAUUGACCAGUGGCCCAACCCCUCACCUGGACAGAUGCUCAACCUACACAUCGUGGGCGUUGUCUUACAGGUUAGAAUUCCUUCAAAAACAGACAAACCAGGAGGAAGUCCCGUCAGACAGAUAACUAACGAGAGCCCACUGCCAGCUCCAACGCUCCUUCCAACCAUCCACGAACUGGACCUCUUUAAGUGUUUCCAGUCGGUUCUGAUCCACCUGCAGAUGCUGUGGGAGCUCACGCUGCUCGGCGAGCCGCUGGUCGUCAUGGCGCCGUCUCCGACCGUCUGCUCAGAAACAAUACUGGCUCUGGUCAGCUCCAUAAGCCCUCUGAAGUUCUGCUGCGACUUCCGGCCGUAUUUCACCAUCCAUGACAGCGAGUUCAGAGAGUACACGACCCGGACGCAGGCGCCUCCAAAUGUGGUUCUGGGGGUCACCAACCCGUUCUUCAUCAAGACUUUUCAGAACUGGCCUCACAUCGUUCGACUGGGAGAGAUCAAGAUGGCCGGUGAUCUUCCGAAGCAGGUGAAGGUGAAGAAGUUGUCCAAACUAAAAACUCUCGACACCAAACCAGGGAUUUACACAGCCUACAAAACGUUUCUACACAAAGACAAAAUCCUUAUCAAGAGGCUUUUGAAGGGAAUCCAGAGGAAAAGGCCGUCAGAGGCUCAGAGCGCCAUCUUGAGGCGACACCUGCUUGAGCUGACGCAGAGCUUCAUCAUUCCUCUGGAGAGGUACAUGGCGAGCCUGAUGCCUCUGCAGAGAUCAGUCACAGCCUGGAAGACUCCUCCGCAGGUUCGUCCCUUUAGUCAGGACGAGUUCAUUUCCACUCUGGAUCACACCGGUCCUCAGCUCACCUCCAUGCUCAGAGGGGACUGGAUGGGUCUGUACAGGAAGUUCUUCAGGUCCCUGAACUUUGACGGCUGGUACCGCCAGCGCCACAGAGAGAUGACGCAGAAGCUGGAAAGCCUCCAUCUGGAGACGAUCUGCGACGCAGACCUUCUGGGCUGGACCAAAGACAAGUCGGAGGUAGAGAUCGUGGACCUGAUCCUGAAGCUCAGAGAAAAGCUGAUCAAAGCUCGCCGGCAGCAGCUGCAGGUCAAAGAUGGAGUUUUAGACAAACUGGACGCUUUCAUAAACUCUAUAGUUGGCUCACUGCCUGAAGACCUGCAGCCCGUCCUGAACGCACACUGACGCCAUCAAACCUGAAAGCCUGAAACCCGGAUACAAGCCCAAACAAUGCAGAAAGCAGACGAGUCUGGCUGAAGAGUGAAGACUUUGUGACGACACAGAAGAUUUUCAUUUAUCUCAACAGAAAGCCCAACAGCAGACGGUCAAAUCACACAGCCGUUAUUUUUCUAGUCUGAGAAAUUAAAGACAUUAACAUGCUGCUCUCUCCAUGUAUUGUAUCUUAAUAUAGUCUUAAUAUAUUGAGACUUUAUUCCCACAUGACUUAUUCUGACAAUAGUAUGACUAUUUUCUUGUUUGACUUUAUUCUCGUACAAAUUAUCCUCAUAUUAAGACUAUUUUUCUGCUGACUUUAUUCUUGUAAAAUAACAACUUUAGUUCCCUACAACUCUUUUCUUGUAUGAUUUAUUCUCGUAACAUUACAACUUUUUUCCCCCUCAUAUUACUUUAUUUUCCUAUAACUUUAUUCUGGUACGAUUUGUUCUCAUGUUAUGACUAUAUUUUUGUACAACUUUGCAAGACUUUAGUGUAUAACUUCUCAUAAUAUUACUUUGUUCUUGUGCGACUUAUUUUCAUAAUGUUACGACUUUAUUCUUGUACGAUUUAUUCCCGUAAUGUUAUGACUAUAUUCUCGUACAACUUCAAACCAUGACUUUAGUGUUGUGCAACUUUAUUUUUGUAUAAUUUCUUGUAAUAUUACUUUAUUCUCAUACGACUUUAUUCUUUUUUGACCAUUACGGCUUUAUUCUCGGACGACUUUACUCUUCUACUAUUAGUAGAGUUAUGAAUCUAGUCACAAAACUUUAUUCUUGUAACUAUAUUCUCAUAUUCCCACUGCUUAAAGCUGAGACAUUUAGAUAGAAACUCAAUGUAGAAGUGAGAUAAUUCUGGCUGUAGAGAUUUCAUGAUAGCAAAGAUAUUAAUAUAUCUAAAAGAAAAGCCCAACUUAGGACAGCAAAUAGUCAAAACACACGGCGUUAUUUUUCUAGUAUUAUAGAGAAAUUAAAAACACUAACAUGCUGCUUCCUCUUUAUGUAUUUGUGCUCUAAAAAAUAAAACUUGAAUCAUCUGAG
Xiphophorus couchianus (Monterrey platyfish) is the source of this 2864-nucleotide messenger RNA. It is a transcript of the gene dennd6b, whose product is annotated as DENN/MADD domain containing 6B. NCBI's taxonomy places the organism in Eukaryota, Metazoa, Chordata, Actinopteri, Cyprinodontiformes, Poeciliidae. The record is from RefSeq and is a predicted model, not a curated record. Gene Ontology annotation, molecular function: guanyl-nucleotide exchange factor activity. Bases 85 to 1797 code for a protein of 570 amino acids. Gene Ontology annotation, cellular component: recycling endosome. The transcript has 20 exons.